AUGGCAAACUCGACUAGUACACCUGCUUUAAUCGUGGCUAAAGACGAUAAUACCGUUCCUGGUCAACACAAGCUGUCCCUGCAGAACCACCGUUUCAAGCAAACUAAUAAAAACCAGAAAAGGCAAAAUAGACAAAGUCGAUAUGAUCAUUCUAAUGAUCGUGAAUUGACGAUUAUUGAAUCACAAUUGAAGAACGGGAAGAAGGUCAAGGGCUCAAAGAAUCAAAUUUCCAUCAACCAUUUAUUAGAUUUCCAAUCAUACCGCGAUCUGGAAGAAUAUCGAAGCAAUCAGCAACGGAACCGAAGACGUAGAAGCAGCAGUCAUAAGAGGCCAUAUUCUCACAAUAAGAUUCAAUUAACAGGUAUGAAAUUUAUAAACGUUAAUUUCAAAUUUGUUGUCGAUGGUCGGAAAGAUUAUAGAAUACAAGAAUUAGAUCCAAAUGUUCCUGUUGAUACGGAAGAUAUCAUCCGAAUAAUUGCUCCUAGGGGGAACUCCUGUCCGAUUUGUUUGACUGAUGAGUUUGUUGCACCCCGAAUGAUUACUUCAUGUGGCCAUAUUAUUUGUUUGAAAUGUGUCCUAUCCUUAUUGGCGAAUGAAGUUCCCCAGGCCAAGAAAAGAGAAUCUGCUGCUAUUGUGGAAAAAUAUAGGGAAUGUCCGUUGUGCUUUUCCAUUAUUAGAAAGCAUGAAUUGAAACCUGUUUUGAUCAACAAUGUCGAUGAGCGAUUUGAAGUUCCAAAAGUAGGUGACGAGGUGGUAAUGACCCUUAUGGCUAGACGGGUAGAUCAAAUAUUAGCCUUGCCUAAAUUGUUGUCAUUUGAUAAUCAUAUUAGAGGGUUUCCUGAUACAAAACAACUUGAGCUUUUGCCUUAUCUGAGAAUAUUCAAGGGAGACUCGCAAUAUAUUCUUGAAAUGUAUGAGAAAGAGAAAAGAGAUAUUACGGCCGCAUACGAAGAAGAAAAAUUGAUAUACGGUGAUGACUCCAGUUUGGUUGUUGAAUCAAUUACUUACAUUGAUAAGGAGAUUGAACUGUGGAACACUAAAUUAUUACAAAAUGUUGAGAAGCAGCCAAGUCACUCUCACGCUACGGAUAAUAACCAUCCCACUUACUAUUUUUAUGAAACUGGGUUCAAUGCAGGUUGUACAUAUGUAUUGUCACCAUUGGAUAUGAAAGUCUUGAAGACGACUUACAAUGAUUACGCCACGUUGCCUUCAUCGCUUGUUGCUCAAAUUGAAAACAUCAGGUAUGAAGAGUUGACUACCGAAUCUUCAAUGAAUAAGUAUAAAUAUUUGAGUCAUUUGCCUUUGGGGUCCGAGAUAGGAUUUUUGGAAUGUGAUUGGAGUAAUAGUGAAUUCAUCAGCACCGAAACUUGGGAGAGUUUUAAAGAUGAUUUAUUAAAGAGAUCAAACACUUCAAAGAGAAAAUUGCGAAAAGAAGAGAGGGAUAAGAAAAGAGCAAUGAAUGAAGAGGAAACAAGAACUAGAAACUUUUUCUUACAUGAAAAUGGGGAAGCCGACAUUGAACAAGGUUCUUCAACUUUAGGUUUUGGAAGUUUAAGCAUUGUGGAUAAUAGGGAGUUACCAGCGUUGUCAGACCAACAUGUUUCUACUGAAUCGGAGAAAGAGUAUGAAACAACAGUAUGGGGUACUCGGAUACCAAGGAAUGAAGCUGUUUCUGCUCAAUCGGCAAUUGAAGACGAUGACUGGGAAGCAGAAGAAAUGAUUCGCAAGGCAAAAGAAGAGAUGUCAAGACAAGAGCAAGCUGGGGGUAGUAAAAAGAAAAAGAAAAAAAAGUUAGUUUUAUUAUCGUCAUAA
Molecule: messenger RNA, 1812 nt
Organism: Candida dubliniensis CD36
Lineage: Eukaryota; Fungi; Ascomycota; Pichiomycetes; Serinales; Debaryomycetaceae
Exons: 1
Coding region: 1-1812 (603 amino acids)
Biological process (GO): positive regulation of transcription by RNA polymerase II
Molecular function (GO): transcription cis-regulatory region binding
Source: RefSeq, a predicted model, not a curated record